GUUCCUGUUGUUUUCUCUUUUGAAGAAAAAAUAUGAUCUGUGAUCUUGAUUGAAUUCCUUGGCUUUCUUCUCUGUAUUUGUGUUUAUAAAGAUGGGAUCUUUUUAGUUCAUUACAUAGUUUCUUUUUUAUUUUUUAAGAUGAUCAUUUAGAAGAAAUGUCUUCCUCAUACAAAGAAGCUAAUGGAUCAUUAUCAAUUAAAAGGAAAGGCUAUGGAAGGAAAAAUAUGUACAAGUAGCCAAACUCAUGAUAACCAUGAUGAUGAUGUAAAAGAAGUUGCAGCUGAGAACUUGGACAAGGAACCCUCGAUUGGGGAUGUAAUUUGGAUCAAGCUUCCUAGGAGCUUGUGGUGGCCUGCAGUGGUUGUUGGUAACAAUUUCGACAAGGGCAAUAGAUCUGGUGAUAGAUUAACGGGGAAUGUUCGUGUUAGGCUCUACGGGAGCUAUAAAUACAUGUCUGUGGAUCCUUUUAAAUGGCAUUUUGAGUUUCAGAUUAUUCUCAAGCAGAACAAUGGCUGUUAUCAAGAAAUAUUUAGGAAAUCUUUGGAGCAGGACCAAUCUGGGUCAAAAUCUGGUCAAGUAAAAAGGAAAGUAUCCAAGUCUAAAGAUAGUUUUGAAGAUGUUCUUUCAUCACCGCAUAAUCAAAUCCACAUGUCAUCCUUGGACUACUUUUUCAGCUUCUUUUUUCUUCAAAUUGGAUAUUCUUAUUCAUAUGCACCGGUGCAUCUAGGCAGCCCUGACAGCUUCCGGCCCGGAAAUAUAACCAGUUUCGGUCCUGAAGUGGGGGAAGGGGCCUGGUUCCGGUCCUAGUUCAACCCAUUGGAGACAGGACUGGAACAGCCGAUUCGGUUCUAGAUUUGGAACCAUUUAAAGAAAAAAAAAACAGCUAGCAGCAAUAGCCGCAUUUGUGGCCGCAGCUGCCUGACAGCUUUAUUAUUGUGUGAAAUUGCCACAUCUGUGAAAAGAAUUUUGGAAAUAAAUUUUUGUGGGAAAGUGAUAAAAUUUAAUGUAUAAUUUAUUCUUGUUUCAAUUGCUAAUUCGGGACCGAGACUGUUGGUUACAGUUUGGUCUGAACGAACUUGAAACCUUAACCAUGAUUAUUCCAGUCGGCUCUAGUCUGCUUUUGAACUGCAGAAACAACUGGUUCUGUUUCCAGUUCUAGCUCUGGUUUUGACCUGUCUGGUUCAGGGUCACAUCUGUACCUUGGUCGUGCCUACUUAGGACUAGAUGUUGUGGCUUGGAGUUUGAUAAUUCUGUCUUAAGCUUAUUGAUUUGACAUGUAUAUUUACGUCACAAAGAAAGAUUAGAUUUUGCAAUUUGUGUUGUAAAGAUAUUGAGAAACCCGAGCAUCAUGGGAUAAAAAGGAAACUCAAAUUAGGCAGCCCAAACACCAAGAAGAAUU
Ricinus communis (castor bean) is the source of this 1399-nucleotide messenger RNA. RefSeq names its product histone H3-lysine(4) N-trimethyltransferase ATX1. Bases 181 to 807 code for a protein of 208 amino acids. Lineage: Eukaryota; Viridiplantae; Streptophyta; Magnoliopsida; Malpighiales; Euphorbiaceae. The transcript is spliced from 7 exons. The record is from RefSeq and is a predicted model, not a curated record.